UUCAGCUUACCGCCUGAUCUCCCAAAGUGUGCUGUCCGUGUGCGCAGUGCGCACGAAAAUAAGUCGAGUUUUGCGGUUUGAGUCACGACAAUGGUGUGGGCGAUCCCCAGUCUUUAACUUGGAAUCUCCUCCUCCAUCUCCCACGCCCACCAAGAACCGACCGCUGGCCCAAAAAAGCCCGAGCAAAACCAUCAGGCUUCAGCCAUGUCCUCCGAGGCUCGUCAUCAGCUCCACGUCUUCUUCUUCCCCUACCCAGCUCCCGGCCACAUGCUUCCCCUUGCCCAUAUCGCUGCCCUCUUUGCGGGCCGCGGCAUCCGCGCCACCUUCGUCACCACCCCCGCCAACGCCCCUCUCCUCCACCCCGCCCUCGCCCACCAACCCGUCCACAUCCUCCUCCUCCCUUUCCCCUCCGCGGAGGUCGGCCUCCCACCGGGCUGCGAGAACACCGCCUCCCUCCCCCACCCUCGCACCCGUCACCAAGGCGCCAUCAACGAAGCCGCCGCCCUCCUCCACGAUCCCCUCGCCGCUCUCAUCCGCACCCACCGCCCCGACUGUCUCAUCUCCGACUACGUCUGCGACUGGACCGCCGACCUCGCCCGCUCUCUCGGCAUCCCAAGGCUGGUCUUCAGCCCCACUUCCCUCUUCUCCACCGCCGUAUGGGACGCCGUCCUCUCCCACGGGGCCCACCGCUACGACCGCGACAACGCCGCUGCCUUCAUCGUCGAGGCCGGCCUCCCGCACCGCGUCGAACUGACACCGGCCGAGCUCCCCCUGGCCUUCGCGUAUCCGGCAGAACUCAACGCCAUAAAAGAAUCCGAAAACAGUAGCGAUGGCACCAUUUACAAUAGCUUCUACGAGUUGGAGCCCCGGUACGUUGAUUGCUUGAAGAAAUGCCGGGCCACAAAAGUGUGGUGCAUCGGGCCGGUGGCUUUAGCUAGCCGGGGAGCAGGGAACGAUCUUGAUAGUAAGCAAGGAGAGCUGAUCAAGAAAUGGCUCAAUUCCAAGACGCCCGGCACGGUCGUAUAUGUUUGUUUGGGAAGCGAGUUUGUAUUCAAAGCGGAGCAGCUCCGAGAGAUGGCGUUGGGGUUGGAGGCGUCGGGCCACCCGUUCGUGUGGGUGGUGAGAAGCGACGAGGCCGAGACGGAGUGGAUGCCGGAGGGGUUGGAGGAGAGGAUAAGGGAGAGGGGUUUGAUAAUAAGAGGAUGGGCGCCUCAAUUGAUGAUAUUGAACCAUCCGGCGGUUGGAGGGUUCGUGACGCACUGCGGGUGGAAUUCGACGCUGGAGGCGGUGAGCGCGGGGGUACCGAUGGGCGCGUGGCCGCUCGAGUGGGAGCAGUUCUUCAACGAGAGGCUGCUGGUGGAGGUGCUGGGGAUCGCAGUGCGGGUUCUGGAUGGGGUGGGGCAGCGAACGGCAGGGGAGGAGAAGGAGGUGGUGAAGUGGGAGAGGGUCAGGGGCGUGGUGGAGAGGGUGAUGGGUGGAAAUGUGGGAGAGACGAGGAGGAGGGCGAGGGAGUUUGGGGUGAUGGCGAGAGCGGCGGUGGAGGAGGGUGGGUCGUCGUAUGGGGAGCUGAGCCGCUUGAUCGAAGAACUUGAAGACUUGGCAGCGCAGAAGAGGGAGGGCCGAGAGGAAGGACGUUGAUGGGGCAGUAAAUUCUAAUUCUACAUUAAAGAUUAUUUGAAAAAAAUAAUCAAAAUAUUAUAUUAUCUUAGUUAACGACCUCACGGUCCUGCAACGUAUGUACGAUAAUAUACCAAGACAGAGAAUGACGUCGGCAUGUUAGUCUUCUUCUUAAUUAAUAUAACAAAA
Messenger RNA from Elaeis guineensis (African oil palm), 1806 nucleotides. RefSeq names its product probable UDP-glucosyl transferase 73B6. The record is from RefSeq and is a predicted model, not a curated record. Gene Ontology annotation, molecular function: UDP-glucosyltransferase activity. Lineage: Eukaryota; Viridiplantae; Streptophyta; Magnoliopsida; Arecales; Arecaceae.